ACCCCACACCGCCAUUCUCUCUCUAAAACUCAUUUUCUCUCUCUCUCUCUCUCUCUCUCUCUCUCUCUGCAUUUCAUUCACAGUUGUUAGCAUUGUUCGAACGAAGAGCGGAAGAGGAGAGACUUGUGUAUCUAUCUCCGGCGAUUGCUUUUCGUUUGUCGAUCUCUCAUUCUACUAUUCGAUCUCUGAUCUUAUUGUGACAAACAGUUGCGAUGUCGAUCACAACCAUCAAAGUCAGCAAUGUUUCCCUAGGGGCAACUGAGCAAGACAUCAAGGAGUUCUUUUCCUUCUCUGGUGAUAUUGAAUAUGUUGAAAUGCAGAGCAAAACUGAACAAUCCCAAAUUGCAUUUGUUACCUUUAAGGAUUCACAAGGAGCAGAGACUGCAGUCCUCCUUUCGGGAGCAACAAUAGUUGAUCUAUCUGUCACUGUAACUCUGGAUCCAGAUUACCAGCUUCCACCCGGUGCUUCAGCACCACCCCUUAAAACAGGAAAUAAAACUGCAGGUAGUUCUGAAUCUGCAUUUCGGAAAGCGGAGGAUGUAGUCAGCAGCAUGCUUGCAAAGGGCUUUGUCUUGGGCAAAGAUGCGGUCAACAAAGCCAAGUCCUUUGACGAGAAGCACCAGUUGACUUCCACCACCACUGCUAAGGUUGCUUCUUUUGAUAAAAAAAUUGGGCUCAGCCAGAAGAUCAGCAUUGGAACUUCUGCUGUUAAUGACAAAGUUCGGGAAGUAGAUCAGAAAUUUCUAGUUUCUGAGAAAGCCAAAUCAGCAUAUUCAGCUGCUGAGCAAAAAGUCAGUACCGCAGGAUCAGCCAUAAUGAAGAACAGGUAUGUAUUUACUGGUGCUUCGUGGGUGACAGGUGCAUUCAAUAAAGUUGCUAAGGCAGCUGGGGAAGUUGGCCAGAAGACGAAAGAGAAAGUGGGAACGGUUGAAGAGGAGCAGAAAAAGAAAAUGGGGGAUGACUAUGCUGAGAUUCAUGUAUCCGAGCCACCUAAAGCUUCUGCACCAAAUGAGCAGCAGUCUUCCAAGCCCGCACCUGCACAAGGUUUGAUUCUGUGAUUCGUUACUUGUGUAAAUACCUUAGCUUUUGGAUCUGUGGUCUGAUAUCUUGCUCUUUCACAAGUGGUGAAUGUAGAGCAAUGUACCUUUAUAGUUGGAUUUGAUUGAACUAAAUGUGUUGACUCUGCUCCAUAAAUUUUUAAUAAAUUGAACUUCUGUGAGAUUACCGACUA
Camellia sinensis is the source of this 1231-nucleotide messenger RNA. RefSeq names its product binding partner of ACD11 1. NCBI's taxonomy places the organism in Eukaryota, Viridiplantae, Streptophyta, Magnoliopsida, Ericales, Theaceae. Gene Ontology annotation, molecular function: RNA binding. The record is from RefSeq and is a predicted model, not a curated record.